This is a messenger RNA of Hypomesus transpacificus, 808 nucleotides long. RefSeq names its product protein FAM177A1. The transcript has 6 exons. The record is from RefSeq and is a predicted model, not a curated record. Bases 253 to 762 code for a protein of 169 amino acids. NCBI's taxonomy places the organism in Eukaryota, Metazoa, Chordata, Actinopteri, Osmeriformes, Osmeridae.
AGAGAGCACAGUGCACUUCACACGACAUGACCACAUUCUGCACAGCCGGCCCAGCCCCUGGGUCUUGUGUUUGAAGCUCUCAAAAGGAGGCCCAGCCCUCCUUGAGAGUGAAACUGACAUCAGUUCUACUCAACAAGAGAACAGGAAUGAGUGUCCACCUGACUCAGUGAAUGUGCUUGUAAGAUAUAUGUUCGCUUCAAAAACCUGCUGGGCUGCUAAAGUGCCAGGAAAAUACAUUUGUAUGUGUAGAGGAUGAACAACAAUCUCCAGGAAGGUGUUGACGUCCAGGAGACUGAGUUUGGGGGUCCCUCCUUGUCCAAGGAGAGGAGGGUCAUCCACUUCUCUAGCGGGGAGACCCUGGAGGAGGAAGGCAGCGAGGAGGAGGAGGGAGGGAAUGACCAGCCAGCCUUCACAGAACUUGCAAACACAAGCAAAUUCUCCUGGAGGACUGUGGCCAGAAUGUCUUUGCAGACGUGUGAUUUUCUGGGGGGAAAACUGGCAGGUGUACUUGGACUGAACGCAGCUAAGUACCAGUAUGCCAUAGACGAGUUCUGCCGUGACAGCAAGCCUGCAGAUCGGAACCCAGACGAGGCGUCUCCCAAGGACAGGGCGGAGAAGGUGCACCUCGCUCCCAGGAACAGCGUUGCAUACGGAACAACGGGUCCCCCUGCGUUCCUUGGUCCUCCAGCCCCUCGUGAACACUCUGGAAACACGAGCGGAGAAUCUCUCAACACGGGGUACCAGGAGGACCAUGAACAAUGAAAUUUUUUUCAAUUACAUUGUGUAAAUUAAAUUUUGAUAAACAGUU